CUGACACAGCAAUUGUUAGCAAAACGUCUAGAAAUAAUUCUCGCACAGAUAUGGCAUCUGACACAGCAAUUGUUACCAAAACGUCUAGAAAUAUUUCUCGCACAGAACUGGUGUCUGACACAACAUUGAGUACUAAAACAUCUAGAAAUAAUUCUCGUACAGGUAUGGCAUCUGACACAGCAAUUGUUAGCAAAACGUCUAGAAAUAAUUCUCGCACAGAUAUGGCAUCUGACACAGCAAUUGUUACCAAAACGUCUAGAAAUAAUUCUCGCACAGAACUGGUGUCUGACACAACAUUGAGUGCUAAAACAUCUAGAAAUAAUUCUGACACGGAUGUGGCAUCUGGCACAACAUUGAAUACCAAAACAUCACAAUCAAGUUCUUGCACUGAUGUGGUGCUGGACAUGCCACUAAUUACCAAUGAGUUUGUCAAUAACACCGAAAAACCUAAAUGUUACUCUGAUACAAAUGUAAUUGCCAACAAACCAAGAUAUAAUUCUAACCCAGGUGUGACUACCAACAGGUUUGCAUGUAAUUCUUAUACAAAUUGUGUUACUAAUCCAGCAACAGCUGCCAAUAUAGAAAUGGCUCGACUGAUACCAGAUGAUGUAUCAGUCUUUGAGAACAUGGCACAGUCACAGACAACUGAUAUUUGGAACAACGGAAACCAAAGUGAAGCCUCUUCACAAAUAAAAGAUCCAUGUUCAUCACCAGCCAAAAGUCCCUCGGUAGAUCCUAAUAUCAUAAUGUCCCCUGUUUUGCAGGAGGCCAUCAUACAACGAAAAUCACCAGAGAUGCUGGAAAAGAAUCUGACCCCUAUGCUGGACAUCCUCAUCAAAGACAACAGCAACUUUCUCUUCGAUGAUGACAACACAAUAGAUGUAGAGGGUGAUGGCCACCACCACCACCAAUCAGAUGAUCCUGUUGUUUUGUUGUCAUCAGUAAUGUCAGCAGACAGCUCCAGUGACAGUGGCAAGGAUGAUAGUGAUGGAGACUGCAACACUGACAGCCUGGAGUGUCUGCCCGUGCCAGUCGGGGUCAAGCCAUCUUCUUGUGGGCAAUUGCCUGUUGUAGGUGGUAGCAGCCAUCACCUCAUCGGGGGAGAAACAACAGACGAGACUGGACCACUCAGCACCAACAUUGUGACUGUGAGUGUUGCCAUGCCCGAUGGUGACCAGGGGCUGGAAAGCAAUGGAACCCGUGACAAUAUUACCACGACCACCACAGCUGAUGACACUGAUAACACACUGAGAGUAAGCAGCAACACAGAUGUCAACAGUUCCACCUUCUCCAGCGUCACCUCUAUGAGCACUGAUUCUUUGGAAGAUUUAUUGGAAGCAUGACAUCAUCAAAGGAGUUAGAGACACCAGAAAGCAUGAUCUACCCCAGUGAAGUGAAUGACAACUACUAACUUCACCUGAGAGAAGUUGGUAGCAGUGUGGAACCUUGAUCAAAAUCAUCUGCAGAAACUAAGGCAAAGUCAAGAUGUGUGUGAUACACAGGAACAAAUUACAGAACAAUAUAAUAACCGUUGUUGUAGUAGUAAGAUUUGAACUUAAGACCAUACUGUUAAUAAACCAGUACCUUUACCACCUUCCCACUCGCUUUUAUAAACAGAAACACAUCAAUAAUAAAGGAUCACAUGUCUAUGUUC
Octopus bimaculoides (California two-spot octopus) is the source of this 1654-nucleotide messenger RNA. RefSeq lists its product as uncharacterized. Gene Ontology annotation, molecular function: zinc ion binding. Lineage: Eukaryota; Metazoa; Mollusca; Cephalopoda; Octopoda; Octopodidae. The record is from RefSeq and is a predicted model, not a curated record.